AUGGACUACACGAUGGAGGAUACCCAGAACUCGGCGCCCGAUGCGCUGGAAGCUACAAAGCUGAAUUCCGCCGCCCAGCGGAAUGACACGCAGAGCGUGACCAAGCGCCUGCAGGCAGAGCUGAUGCAGCUCAUGCUGUCGCCUUCGCCUGGGAUCUCCGCCUUCCCAGACGCCGACGGCAACCUCCUCUCAUGGACUGCGACCAUUACCGGCCCAACGGAGACGCCCUAUGAGGGGUUGACGCUGAAGCUCUCAUUCACUUUCCCUAACAACUACCCCUACUCGCCUCCGACCGUCCUCUUCAAAACCCCCAUCUACCACCCCAACUUCGACUUCUCUGGCCGGAUCUGUCUGGAUAUCCUGAAGGACAAAUGGAGCGCUGUGUAUAACGUGCAGAGCGUGCUCUUGAGUCUGCAAAGUCUCUUGGGCGAGCCUAACAACGCGAGUCCACUGAACGCCCAAGCAGCCGAGCUCUGGGACUCUGACCAAGAAGAGUUCAAGAAGCAUGUCCUGGCCCGUCACCGCGAUCUCGACGACGAGUAG
Messenger RNA from Penicillium canariense, 543 nucleotides. Its product is annotated as putative ubiquitin conjugating enzyme (UbcK). The record is from RefSeq and is a predicted model, not a curated record. NCBI's taxonomy places the organism in Eukaryota, Fungi, Ascomycota, Eurotiomycetes, Eurotiales, Aspergillaceae. The coding region runs from base 1 to 543 and encodes 180 amino acids. The transcript has 3 exons.